UAGGAGGGGUUUACUACUUACGUGUGUAGACUCGUCGUUGCUGCUGCUUCCUCUGUUGCUGCGCCCAUCCGAGCCCAAACAGCAGACGACGCGCUAGCUUUGAAACAUUACCUUGCGUCACUUCCUAGUAGCUAUUGUCAACCACUGCUUGCUUUUCGUUCGCUCAAGAUGCUCCGUUUCCUCCGUUUACCAACGAAUGUAGCCCACACGGCGCUGCUGUGCCUGUGUCUCUCCGUCGCGCUCUCCCCGCCGCUCGCGGUGCGCGCGGCGGAGGACCCCGCGGCGUCGUCAAUAUCGGCGGCGCUGUCGGGCGCGUCGUCGGCGGCGCAGUCGUUCCGCGUGUCGCUGUUCAUGCUCAAAUCCACGGGGCUGCUCGCGAAGCUGCCCCCCCUCGCGCCGCUCACUCUCUUCGCGCCCACCGACGCCGCAUGGCGCGCCGCAUUCCACGCCAUCGCCCUGCCCUACGUCAGCGGCUACAUCCCCUACCCCGGCGGCGGCGGCUACGGAAUCGGCUUCGGCGGCGGCGUGAGCCCCGGAAGCCCAGGCAGUCCGUGCGGCAGUUCGGAUAGCACCCCUUGCCCCACUUCCAAGGGCGACAGCCCGGUUGCCCCCCCCGGUACCCCCGUUAGCAGCCCCGCGCAGCCGAUGCCUCAAUCCGUCCCCGGCGCCGCCGCUGCUGCCGGAGGCGCUAGCGGCGGAGUUAGCGCGGCGAUGGUUCCUGGCCUUCCUGACGUUCCUGAGUUGUCGCUGCCCGGAGUAAACAUUUCUCUGCCCGGCGGCCCCAACUUGACUAUCCCCGGCGUUCCCAGCAUUCCCGGUGUGCCCGGCGGUUCAGACGGUUGGAACGUGACGCUGCCCGAUUUCAAUUCGACCAUGCCCGACGCCAACUGGACCAUGCCCGAGGUCAACUGGACCAUGCCAGAUUUCAACUCGACCGUUCCCGGCGAUUUUAACCCCUUGAGUUUCGACCCGCUUCUCGCCGCGCUGAGCGCCGUGUUUGCCGGCGACGGGUCGCCCGCGUCGCUGGCGGCGCUGGCGAAGGAGCGGCCCGAGGCGCUGAAGGCGCUGGCGGACCUCCUCGCGUUUCACGUGGCCACGGCCGCGGCGCUCAACGCGGCGGCCAUCGCGGCGCAGUACGCGGAGGUUCCUGGCAACCUGACGACGCUGAACGGGCAGGGGCUGUGGAUUAACUACAACGCGAGCGAGAAGGCCGCGCUGCUCAACGCAUACUCGCCGGGGCAGCGCGCGCUGAUCAGCGAAGGCGUCAGCGUCGGCUAUGACGGAACCGUCUACUACCCGAACGGCACCGUCCUCGCCGCUAACGGAACUGUCAUCUUUGACAGCGCGACGAGCCCGAUAUCGGUGGACUCCGACGGAAACGUCUACUACGCCAACGGCACCAUCGUGAGCGCUAACGGAACGGUUGUUUCUAACGGCACCGCCCCCUACCCUGGUCAAACCGUCGACGACUACCCUCCCGACAUGACUAGCGAGGCAUGGGUGGACUCCGACGGGAACGUCCUCUACACGAACGGCACUGUGGUUAACGCUAACGGAACAGUCGUUUCUAACGGCACGCUGGAACCGUCCCUGGUCGAUCCCGUCCCCGCUGAACUGCCCCCCCUCCCCCCGGUGGACCCCAUUCCGGUGGACAUGGGGGGCGGGAUGGGGAGAAUGUGGGGAGGCGGAAUGGGGGGCGGAGCGGGAUGGGGGGCGGGCAUGGGGGGCCAGUGGGGCAACUGGAGCGCGGAGGCGCAGCAGCAGUGGUGGGGGAAGGUGGAGGCGUGGCUGGCGCAGGCCGUGCCCGGGCUGAACGUGAGCGCCGACGACUACCUCGCCUGGCUCAACGGGUCCUCGUACGGCUGGGCGGCAGGCUCCGGCAGCAUGUGGAAGCAGGCCGGCAGCGACAUGAACGUGGCGCGGGUGGUGCGGGCCGACCUGAUGGACAGCGCUGGGGUGGUGGUGCAUGGCGUGGAUGGGGUGCUCUUCCCGCACUUCAGGGACCUGCCUGUGUUCGACAAAGGGAAGGGGGGAGGGGUGCCCAUUUCAACACCCAUGCCUGUGCCUAUGCCCAUUAGCGUUCCGAUUAUGGCUCCCAAUGGGUCAGUUAGUGACGGUGGCAAUGGCACCACGAGUGGCACUGGCGCUGGUGCUACCAAUGGUACUGCCGAUGGGGCGCUUUCUGACCAAGAAGCAGGUGGUGCUGCUGGCAGUGCAGGCGUCACUGCUGGUGGCGGAGCAAGCAACACUAGCAGCAGCAGCAGCAGCAGCAGUGGCAGCAGUGCGGACAGUUCGGGGAAGAGCACACCGGGUGGGACUUCAGCUGCGGCUGCUGGGUCACCGCCUCCCAGUGGAUCCCAGGACAAGGCUGGCGCUGCUGGGUUGUCAGCAGCCUCGCUCACUACCGCCUCCUUAGUGGUUAUGGCCUUCUCGUUGGUUGCUCUCUUGUAGGGAAGACUCCACUUUGCCCAGGUUUGAACUUACAGCCUACCGUAGAAAAAUGGGUGAGGCUGGUACAAUAACUACGAGAGCUAGAAACCCGAAAUCCAAGCGAAUCAUCAAUAAAGCUCUUGCCAAGAAUUUCAUAUCGCGCUACUCCUGCUGCUCCGUCUACCCCCAGGCGCAAAACCCCCGCAGCCUUUUGUUGCGUUGAUAAUAGCCCUAGGAUCUUUUCAGAAUGCUAAGUCCUUGUAACAGAGUGCUUGAUUGUCAACUCAUACAUACAUUUGCAUGUAAAAGUUAAAGGCUAGAAUAGGUGUGUUCCUAGAGAGUACA
Closterium sp. NIES-67 is the source of this 2775-nucleotide messenger RNA. NCBI's taxonomy places the organism in Eukaryota, Viridiplantae, Streptophyta, Zygnematophyceae, Desmidiales, Closteriaceae. The record is from the annotation of a GenBank genome assembly.